This is a messenger RNA of Heteronotia binoei (common prickly gecko), 1296 nucleotides long. RefSeq names its product surfeit locus protein 4-like. Gene Ontology annotation, biological process: Golgi organization. NCBI's taxonomy places the organism in Eukaryota, Metazoa, Chordata, Lepidosauria, Squamata, Gekkonidae. Bases 97 to 909 code for a protein of 270 amino acids. Gene Ontology annotation, cellular component: endoplasmic reticulum-Golgi intermediate compartment; endoplasmic reticulum; membrane. The record is from RefSeq and is a predicted model, not a curated record. The transcript has 6 exons.
GGCUGCGGCUCCUCCUCCUUUCCUCGCCACGCCCCUUGGCGGGGAGGGGGGUUCGGAGUGAGCGCGCGGCACGGCCUGGCCUUGCCUCAGCCGACCAUGGCGCCCAGCAGUGAUUUAAUGGGGGCGGCCGAAGACCUGGCCGAUCAGUUCUUGCGCGUCACGAAGCAUUACCUACCUCACCUGGCUCACCUCUGCCUCAUCAGCACCUUCUUGGAGGACGGAAUCCGGAUGUGGUUCCAGUGGAACGAGCAGAGGGACUACAUCAACCUGUCGUGGGGGAGCGGCGUCCUCCUGGCCACCCUCUUCGUGCUCCUCAACAUGUGUGGGCAGCUGGCCGGGUGUGUGCUUGUCCUCGCCAGGAGGUUUGUUCCUUAUGCAUGUUUUGGACUCUUCGGAAUCAUCUUUAUGCAGACAAUUGCCUACAGUAUUUUAUGGGACCUCAAGUUCUUGAUGAGGAAUUUGGCUCUGGGUGGUGGGCUGCUCCUGCUGCUGGCUGAGUCUCGAUCUGAAGGGAAGUCCAUGUUUGCCGGAGUCCCCACCGUUGACGACAUCUCACCGCGGCAGUACAUGCAGCUGGGCGGGCGCCUGCUUCUCGUCCUCAUGUUCAUGACGCUGCUGCACUUUGAGCUGGGCGCCUUCACUAUCUUCCAGGACAUCUUCGGCAUGGUCCUCAUAAUCCUGGUUGCCGUGGGCUUCAAGACCAAGCUGGCGGCUCUGACCCUGGUGGGCUGGCUGCUGGUCAUCAACAUGAUCCAGAAUGCCUUCUGGAGUAUCCCCACGUACCGGCCCCUCCACGACUUCCUCAAAUAUGACUUUUUCCAGACCAUGUCGGUCAUCGGUGGGCCUCUUGCUGGUGGUGGCCCUGGGACCUGGGGGGUGUCCAUGGAUGAGCACAAGAAGAAGUGGUGAAGACGGAGCGGAGAAAGAGGGGCGGGGCUGGGGGCGGGGCUCUUUUCCUAGCAGGAGCCCCUCUGCAUAUUAGGCCACGCCCUCCCUGAUGUAGCCAACCCCCCAAGAGCUUGCAGGGCUUGCUGGAAGCUCCAGGAGGAUUGGCUUGCAUCAGGGGGGGCGUGGCCUAAUAUGCAGAGGAGCUCCUGCUAGAAGAAGAGCCCUGCUGGGGAGGAGACGAGGGCGGCGGUUUUUACGAGACCCGUGUAGAAAUUCUUCCUUCUCCCUUUUUUGCUUUAUUUUCUGGAAGUUUAUCAUAGUUCACGGUUGCCUUAUCCGGAAUGGGGAGGGCUGUUGCCUUCCGCCCUGUCUGAGACGUGUAAAUUAAAGCCGAAUUCUCUACGUUGA